GUACUGUAGUAAGCGUCACUUAACAUCAUCGGGUGGAGAUGUAAGUAAUAUAAAAUGCAUAUCAAACUCCAGGUGAAUUCCGUUUCGUUUCGAUUGAGUAUGCUAGGCAACGAAGCCUAGGCAAGGGCAGAAGAAUGCGUAAGCUUCACAUAGCGAAAGCGAAGCUGCCGCUACGAUACGCAUGCGGAAAUGAAGAAAGAAAGAAAGUGGAAGUCUUCGUUUUCUAUAAGGAGCGUGAAAGUGAAAGAAGUAGGACUACGAGCUAGCGACCAGCAUGCAGAUUACUUCAUGGCUUUGGCUUUACUUUACUCUUUGUCCUUGUGGGUUAGCAGGAACUUAAUUUAUAUUCUUUUGAGUUUUAACGAAGGCCUUGGUGUUGGUCUUGCUCUUCGUCUUGAAGUUCUUAGUAUUCAUCAGGACGACGAUGAUGUCGUUGUCGUAGUAGACGGCUUUGAUGUUGAUGUCAGAACUAUUCUUACCACGUGCACGUGCACGCUAUUACGAUUACCAUCUUGACGAGACGAAAAGCAAAAAGAUACUACACGUACACGCACACGCACACUAACAAUUGAGACGGAAGCAAAGUAAGGAAAUGCUUUUGAUUCUCUUGCUGUCGACUUGGUCUUGCAUGAAUUUAACACGAGAAAACGGAACCCGCAGGGGGAAUGAUCGUUUCUGUCUUUCUAC
Molecule: messenger RNA, 687 nt
Organism: Amoebophrya sp. A25
Lineage: Eukaryota; Dinophyceae; Syndiniales; Amoebophryaceae
Source: the annotation of a GenBank genome assembly